Messenger RNA from Parus major (Great Tit), 2754 nucleotides. RefSeq names its product N-acetyltransferase 8 (putative) (gene NAT8). The coding region runs from base 1009 to 1668 and encodes 219 amino acids. The record is from RefSeq and is a predicted model, not a curated record. NCBI's taxonomy places the organism in Eukaryota, Metazoa, Chordata, Aves, Passeriformes, Paridae. Gene Ontology annotation, molecular function: N-acetyltransferase activity. The transcript is spliced from 2 exons.
GACACCGAGAGAAGGGCUGGGGGCUGCGGGGGGCUCAGAGGAACCGGGCACCCCCUGGAGCCCCCGGAACACGGGGGGCAGCGGCACGGAGCACCCCGAGUCCCGAGCAGAGCCGGGGGGGCGCUGGGGGCGUCCGCAGGGUCCAAAAAUGGGGUGACCCCCCCAUAACCCCCCCGGCGGCCCUGCCAGGGUCGGGGGGCUGUGCCCCGCUCGGCCCUGAGGUCACCGUGUCCCCCCUGGGGGUGGGGGGGUCCCCAAGGAGGCUGAAGGGACCCUCCCGUCCCUGUGCCCCCUCCCCAAAUAAAGGAGAGCCCUCCCCGCUGGGCUGGGCCGCUCCUCGGGGGGUCCCCAACACCACCGGGACCCCCGGGACGCCCCCCGGGGAGGCUCCAGCCCGGGAGGGGAGGGGGGGAUCAUCGCCACCGUGACCCCUCCCCAGCCCCCGGGGUGACCCUGGCUCCCCGCACCGGGAGGGGCUGGACCCCUCUCCCACCCCCCAUCGCUGCCCCAUCCCCGGGAUCUGGGGGGUCCCCCGUGCCCUGCUGGGCUGCUGCUCCCCCUGAAUCCCCCCGCGGUGACCCCAGAGCCCCCCCGGGAUGGGUUUGUGGCAUCAUCGGCAGGGGCAGCGCUCCCCGCUCGGCGCCUGCGCUGGCAGCGCCGCCGGAGCCUCCGCCGGCCUGGCACGGCCCGAAUUGGGGGUGUCCCCCCCUUCCCCUCCCCGGGCUGCCCCCGGAGCCCCCCCAGAGCCGAGCGAGCCCCGCACCCAUGGGCUGAACGCAUCCGGCAUCCUCCAGCGCCGGGAGCCGCCGGCGCAGACCGGCCUGGGGCUUGCGGGAAACAAAACCCCCACCCCCAAAAGAAAAUAACCCAAACCCCCUCGGCGUGGUGCUGGGGGGGUCAGCGAGCCCCCCGGGACCCCGUGAGGGACCCCCCGGGUCGCCCCGAGGAGCUGCGGAGCCGCCGGCCCCGGUUUGAGGAGCGACAGCGCCGGUAGCAGCAGGUGCCCCCAUGGCGUCGUUCCGCAUCCGGCAGUACCAGGAGCAGGACUACGAGGCCGUCCGAGCUCUCUUCGCCCGCGGCAUCCUGGAGCACGCUCCGGCCGGCUUCCGGCACGUGCUGCGGGCGUCGCGGGUGCGCCUGGCGCUGCUGGCCGUCUUCGUGGCCGCGCGGGCGGCCGCCGGCUCCUGGGUGCUGGGGCUGGGCGCGGUGGCGCUGGCGCUGGUGCUGCUGUGGCUGCUGGUGCGCUCGGUGUGCGCCGAGUACGUGCGCGAGGCGCUGGGCACCGACCUGUGCGACGUGGCCGGCACCUACCUGCGCUCGCCCGACUGCCGCUUCUGGGUGGCCGAGGAGGGCGGCGCGGUGGUGGGCAUGGUGGCGGUGGAGCCGGCGGGCGGCGGCGAGCUGGAGCUGAGGAGGAUGUCGGUGGGCCGGGAGCACCGGGGCCGCGGGCUGGCGCAGGCGCUGUGCCGGGAGGUGCUGGCUUUCGCCCGCGCCCGCGGUUACGGCGCCGUGGUGCUCAGCACCUCCGUGGUGCAGGUGGCGGCGCAGCGGCUCUACGAGGGCGUGGGGUUCCGUAGGGUGGGCGCUUCCUCCCCCUCGCUGCUGGGCACCUUGCUGAACUUCCAGGUCCUGCGCUACCGCCACGAUUUGGGGGAUGGCGCCAAGUAGGGCCCGAGCGGCGCCUGGAACGGGCGGUGCCGCCCCGGGAGGAACCCCAAACCUGGCACAGGAGAUGUUGUUCUGGGAGGAACCCCAAACCUGGCACAGGAGGUGUUGUUCUGGGUGAAACCCCAAACCUGGCACAGAAGGUGUUGUUCUGGGUGAAACCCCAAACCUGGCACAGAAGGUGUUGUUCUGGGAGGAACCCCAAACCUGGCACAGAAGGUGUUGUUCUGGGUGAAACCCCAAACCUGGCACAGAAGGUGUUGUUCUGGGUGAAACCCCAAACGUGGCACACGAGGUGUUGCCCCAGAAGAAACCCCAAACCUGGCACACAAGGGGUUGUCCUGGGAGAAACCCCAAAACUGUUGCUCUGGGAGAAACCCCAAACCUGGCACACGAGGCAUUGUCCUGGGUGAAACCCCAAUCCUGGCACAUGAGUUGUUGUCCCAGGACAAACCCCAAACCUGUUGCCCCAGGAGAAACCCCAAAUCUGCACACAAGGGGUUGCUCUGGGAGGAACCCCAAACCUGGCACAGGAGGUGUUCCCCAAGAGAAACCCCAAACCUGGCACAGGAGGUGUUGUCCUGGGACAAACCCCAAACCUGGCACAGGAGGCGUUUCCCCAGUCCCAGCCCCGUGAGGCGCUGCCAUGGCCCCAAAACCCGGCCCCGGCCGCCAGGCGAUGUCACCCCAACCUCAAACAGAGAAAUUAACAAUUAGGAACAGCGUAUAAAGAAAUGCUUUGAGUAGAAGAAGGGGCUACAAAACUCGUGUGAAGAGCUGAGUGCUCCCACAAGGGCAGGAGGAGAAUAAAGACUGAAGAUAAGGAGUGCAAUGAAAUAAAUAAAUUGGGUGCAAGGAUAAAGGCGCCGUAGGAUGAGGGGGUUCCUUGGAUUCUUUGUGGAUUCUUUGGACUUCUGCUAAUUUUAAUAGGAACAGGGACAAGCAGGGUUAGCAAAUGAAUAUGUGUUAGGCAUAUCGUGUAACCCUAGUCUGUAGAGAAUAAAAAAGGGAGAAACGAGUCUCCGAGGUGUGCGUGCCUCAGGAGGAAUGAUCCCUCAGCGCUGAAUAAAUUCAGACCUGCUCUCAUAA